UUGAUGGUCCAUUUAUUAAUCUUAAAGAAAAUCAAUACUAAAUUUAAUUUAAAAAGUAAAGUGGUGCUUAAAUAUUUCAUUUUGGUAAUGUCUGUUUACAUUGUCUAUUUUUUUUUCUUUUAUGACUACUGUAGUUUAUUAAAAAAGCACAAUAUCUUAAGAAGUAGAAUAUUGUCAGGUAUAAUGUGACAUUUUAUUUAAAAAACAGGUGUUCUUUUAAUAAAAGUGUCACAAUGACAUCCUUCACAUGGUGAAUUGAGUCACAAAGGCUUAUAGCCUUUUUGUAUUUUGAAUCACGGUGUUAACGUUUGGUCAAGGGUUGUAACAUGUGCCCCAGAUAUUGGAGUUAUAUUGGCUGCAUGCUGCAUGAAAAUUGACAUCCACAUAGACAAGUGUCAAAGUCAGGUGUUUGCUUGCUGCAUCUGUCAGUCACUCUUUUUUUUAGAUGUCAGGUGACUUUUUGGGUUGAUCUCGUCUAAAAAUUAAAAGAAAAACUUUUCAAAAAUGGCAUUACAUUCCGCUAUUAAAGGAAAAUUAAUAUCAGUCAUAGGAGAUGAGGAUACCUGUGUAGGAUUUCUUCUGGGCGGAGUAGGUGAAAUUAAUAAAAACAGGCACCCCAAUUUUUUGGUUGUAGAUAAAAAUACUGCUGUAAGUGAAAUUGAAGAUACCUUCAAACGAUUUCUUAAAAGAGAUGAUGUUGAUAUUAUUUUAAUUAACCAGAACAUUGCGGAAAUUAUCAGACAUGUAAUUGAUAGCCACAAUUCUCCUAUUCCAGCUGUCCUUGAAAUUCCUUCAAAAGAUCAUCCAUAUGAUGCUAGUAAGGAUUCAAUUUUGAGAAGAGCUAAGGGCAUGUUCAAUCCUGAUGAUUUGUAAAUAUUUUUGUUUUGUUGAUGUAUAAAUUUAGAGCAGUUUUAAUUUUACCUUUAAAGUAGGAAGAAAUAUUAGAUCAGAAUAUAUUGGUCACAUAAUUUAAUGUUUGUUAAGAGUAUUACUUUUAUAUUUUCAUGAAAAAGUGGAAAUAUGUUAUUGUUAAAAUAAUAAAUGUUUCUGGUUGUAAAUAGCAGUAUGAGUUUCUUUCACGUAAUAAAAUAAGGAUUUUAAAACCAAUAUGGACAAAAGAAACUUAUCAGAAGUAAUUUGUAAGUCUUUAUAUAAGACUAUUAGUUUUCUACAUGAAUUAUUCUUUGGCUAUCAAAGUACCUAUAUAUAUAUACUUACCAUCUGAUUUAAAUAUAUAAAAGAAAUAUCUUCAGAAAUACCUAAUAUACUAAAAUUUGUACUUUGUUGAUUUCUUUAAUAUUUGAACUGUAUGUAAUUUCUGUUUUUGUUCAAAACA
This is a messenger RNA of Psylliodes chrysocephalus, 1336 nucleotides long. The record is from the annotation of a GenBank genome assembly. Lineage: Eukaryota; Metazoa; Arthropoda; Insecta; Coleoptera; Chrysomelidae.